AUGAACGGCGGCCUCAGAAGCAAACAGUAUAUCGAAAAGAUUCUCGGUGUGAUCGUGGCCGACGGGCUGGCACGUGUUUCAUCAACCCGUGGCAGUUUCGCGGUGCGUUCGUACAACGAUACUUCCGUUACUAUGGCCAACUUGGGAGCGCCAUUAGAGGGUGAUCUGGUAUAUUGGUGGAAGAACGGCACUCCUUACUAUAAUGUCUCGACGGGUAGUUGGAAUGCCACAACCGAUAAUCUUGAAUUUGGCAAGAACCCGCAAGAAGUCCUCGACAACGUGGCGCAGCGAACACGCUUUGUUUUCGAGGCCGAACGGUACGGCUACGGCUCUGGAAAGCGCGGGGGGACCUUGACGUUUGCGCUCGCCGUCAUGUACGUCUACUUCAUCAUCCUCGGCGCCUACUUUGUCUACGUUAUGCUGCUGUCGCGGCUCUGGUUUAAGGAGCCGGUCCCUACAAUCGUCGCAUGGGAUGAUAUUGCAAAUCUUGUGUUGCUGGCGUGGAAUUCGAAACCACCCACCAACUCGCUACUCAGUCGGUCGAGUGUGGAAUCCAAGAAUGGCAGAAAGUGGAUGAAUGGAGUCGGGAUAAUGGCGGACGAUACCGGCCGAGCGCAUCUGACGACUACCUCUUCAGGGCUCCAGAGGUUGAAGAGGGGCUUCUCUUACCACUGA
This is a messenger RNA of Canariomyces notabilis, 675 nucleotides long. RefSeq lists its product as uncharacterized. NCBI's taxonomy places the organism in Eukaryota, Fungi, Ascomycota, Sordariomycetes, Sordariales, Chaetomiaceae. The record is from RefSeq and is a predicted model, not a curated record. The transcript has a single exon. The coding region runs from base 1 to 675 and encodes 224 amino acids.